CAAACUAAUCCUAUAAUUAUCCCGAAAAGAAUUUCUCAAUUUCCCACAGCACAAUUCAAGUAUGGCUAAGCACAAGCCACUGUCCCUCGCGCUUUUCUUUUCACUCUUCUUCUGCUCUUCAUUCGCUGAAAUCAUUUUCGAGGAGCGUUUUGAAGAUGGUUGGCAGAGUAGGUGGGUGAAGUCUGAUUGGAAAAGGAGUGAGGGAAAAGCAGGAUCUUUUAAGCACACUGCUGGGAAGUGGAAUGGUGACCCUGAUGAUAAAGGCAUUCAGACAACCACCGAUGCUAGGCACUUUGCCAUAUCUGCUAAGAUACCGGAAUUCAGCAACAAGAAUAGAACAUUGGUUGUUCAAUAUUCCAUUAGAUUUGAGCAGGACAUAGAAUGUGGAGGUGGUUACAUAAAGCUUCUUUCUGCUUAUGUCAAUCAAAAGAAAUUUGGUGGCGACACUCCUUACAGUAUGAUGUUUGGACCUGAUAUAUGCGGCACUCAGACGAAGAAACUUCAUGUCAUCCUUUCAUACCAGGGUCAAAACUACCCCAUCAAGAAGGAUUUGCAAUGUGAAACGGACAAGUUAACUCAUUUUUACACAUUCAUCCUUAGGCCUGAUGCGUCAUACAGUAUUCUGAUUGACGGUCGAGAAAGAGAUUCAGGAAGCAUGUAUACAGAUUGGGAUAUCCUUCCUCCCCGCAAAAUUAAGGCCAAGAAUGCAAAAAAGCCUGCUGACUGGGAUGAUCGAGAAUAUAUAGACGAUCCAAAUGACGUUAAACCUGAGGGAUAUGAUUCUAUUCCACGUGAAAUACCUGAUCCGAAGGCAAAGGAGCCUUUUGACUGGGAUGAAGAAGAAGAUGGAAAAUGGAAAGCACCCAAAAUUCCAAAUCCACAAUACAAGGGACCAUGGAAGCCUAAGAAAAUCAAGAAUCCUAAUUAUAAAGGAAAAUGGAAGAUCCCUUGGAUUGAUAAUCCCGAAUUUGAGGAUGACCCCGAUCUGUAUGUUCUAAAGCCUAUUAAGUAUGUUGGUAUUGAAGUUUGGCAGGUGAAAGCUGGCUCGGUUUUUGACAACAUUCUGAUUUGUGACGAUCCCGACUAUGCAAAGAAUGUAGUGGAUGAAAUUUUUGCUAAUAGGGAGGCCGAAAAAGAAGCCUUCGAGGAAGCAGAAAAAGUGAGGAAAGCAAAGGAGGAAGAGGAGGCACAGAGAGCAAGAGAAGAAGGUGAAAGGAGGAGAAGAGAAAGGGGUCAUGAUAGAAGGCCUCGACACAAUGAGCGUCACAGAGAGAGAUACAGAAAGGGUUUACCCCUCUUUACUGUUAUCAGAGCUAAUCUGAAAAUUUACUUUUACAGCGCCGCCAUGAUUAUAUGGACGAUGACUAUCAUGAUGAGCUUUAAAAGUCGGCCCUCUUUGCAAAAUUCGGCUAUUGUUCCAUGAACUCAUUUUCGUAUCCUAUCUAAGUGCAGCAUCACACGAUACUGUCAACAUUUUCUCUUCUAAUGGGUCUUCUGAAACUCGGGACAGGUUCUCGUAGAAUUGAAAAAAUUGAUAUUCUAUUCGAGGAUUGUACUCUGUAACCAUAAGAACACAACAGUUUUACAGAUGCGGACACCACAUUUCUCUUUAUAAAAUUCCAACUUUUUUGGACUAUAAUGCAGCAGUGAUCAAUUAAUUCCCUUACAUUUUUACCGAUCAAUGAUCAUUGAUCAAUUAAAUCUCGCUUACAUUCUCAUUUUAUGAAAAAUGAAA
Messenger RNA from Striga asiatica, 1735 nucleotides. The record is from the annotation of a GenBank genome assembly. NCBI's taxonomy places the organism in Eukaryota, Viridiplantae, Streptophyta, Magnoliopsida, Lamiales, Orobanchaceae.